Molecule: messenger RNA, 4881 nt
Organism: Siniperca chuatsi (mandarin fish)
Lineage: Eukaryota; Metazoa; Chordata; Actinopteri; Centrarchiformes; Sinipercidae
Product: P2Y purinoceptor 3
Exons: 3
Coding region: 1001-2110 (369 amino acids)
Biological process (GO): cellular response to pyrimidine ribonucleotide; phospholipase C-activating G protein-coupled receptor signaling pathway
Cellular component (GO): plasma membrane
Molecular function (GO): G protein-coupled UTP receptor activity; G protein-coupled UDP receptor activity; G protein-coupled ADP receptor activity
Source: RefSeq, a predicted model, not a curated record
AAACAGUGUUGCCAGUCAGUGUAGCUUGUCGUAACAUUUACAGUAGCAGUGUACAACAUAUUUGAGCAUUUACAGCACUGUUAUUUCUCAGACAAAUUAUAAGAAGUGUAAAUGUUUUUUCUUACUACCAGAAUCAAGCUCCACUUUAUCCAAGGAAUAGUUUGAGUUGAUGGUAAAAUCUCAACUUAUUAUUAACAGCACAACAUCACAUGGUUCUCCCCUCAAGGUGGAGGAACUGUAACAGCUUUCAAAUGUCUUGGUACAGGAUACGUGUCUGUUUUCUCACAGAAAGGGUUUGAGGAGAAGAUGUAUGAACAAGUUUUAGGAAACCUGCCAAAAAUACUACAACUAUGUGGGCAGAAAAAGCAGCACUGAGUCAUAUAGCAAAAGUAGAUGACUUCUUCACACCCAUAAUUACACAACCAAAUCAGUUCAUGAAAGAGGUCGGUUUAAUUAGUGUUUGCUGUGUCGUGAUGGAGUAAACAUGUGGCUUGAAAUGACAUUCAUUACACACGCAACUGUCAUUAUUGUUUUGAGAGUCUCUUUCUAAAAAUAGUCUGUACUCUUUGUCUCAUCUUUUCUUUAUACUUAUGUGUUUAGAAACACCACAGGUAUCUGAGGUGUCUCUGUAAACACACAGAAGACUACAUUUUUAAAAAUGCUGACAGGGCAACAACUGUGAGCUAAUUUUACUCACAAAAACGUUACCCACCUCAUAUAUACCGACAACAAAUAUUGACUCUGGAGUCAUUCUGGUGAUAUAAAUCUUGUGAAAUGAAAAGUUGUGUUUUCCAAAUUAGUUGUUUUUUGUUUUUGUUUGUUUUUUAACCUUUUUUUCCCUUUGGUUUUGUCUGUCUGUGUUUCUUGCUGUGCUUUUAAUGUGUUUAUCUAUUAUACUGCAAUUAAACUAAAAUCAGUGCCGAUUAGGAAAUGGAUAUGGCCUGGAGAGAGCAAACACUUUACCCAGAAGCCAUCAGAGGCGAACACACAGAAUGUGAAGAUGCCACAUUCUGUCAACUCCUUCCCUACAGAAACUCUCAUCUCGCAAACCUUCUCUUUGGACUUCUUCUCUACCAGCGAACGCCCUACAGAGCCAUUCGCAGCAGGCAGCUUCAUCCCCAGCGUCAGUAACAUCAGCAACAUCAGCGGGUUAGGCGGCCUUCGCUGCACCUAUAAGGAAGACUUUAAACGUAUUUUACUCCCUGCUGUGUACACCCUUGUCUUCUUGCUCGGCCUUCCUCUCAAUGCUGCUGUCAUACUGAAGAUAUGGAGGACUCGGCCCAAUAUGUCCAAAAACAACAUCUAUAUGCUCAACUUGGCCAUAGCCGACUUUCUGUAUGUGAUGUCACUUCCCUUGCUCAUCUACAACUACGGCAGUCAUGACUACUGGCCCUUUGGGGAGUUUGCCUGUAAACUGGUCAGGUUUCAGUUCUACAGUAAUCUGCAUGGCAGCAUCCUCUUCCUCACCUGCAUCAGUGUGCAGCGCUAUGUGGGCAUUUGCCAUCCUCUCGCUAUGUGGCCCACGCAAGGUGGUCGCAGGUUGGCGUGGUGUAUCUGUGGAGGUGUAUGGCUGGUGGUCGUAGUCCUGUGUGCGCCAACUUUUCACUUCGCUGCGACGGGAAUCCAGCGAAACCGCACAGUGUGUUAUGAUUUAAGUACGCCAAAGCACUCAGUACACUACUAUCCUUACGGCAUGGCUCUGACCUGCCUCGGCUUCUUGUUGCCUUUUAUGGGGGUGAUGGUGUGCUACUGUCGGAUGGCCCACAUCCUCUGUCGCCCAGUGUCCUACCAGGGUGUCUCCAUGGCGACUGGGGAGAAACGGGACAAGGCGGUGAGGAUGAUCAUUGUGGUGAUGGCUGUGUUCUGCAUUAGCUUCCUGCCAUUUCACCUCACCAAGACCAUGUACCUGGUGGUGCGUGCUCUGCCUGGUGUGCCCUGCAAGACAAGAAACUUGUUUUCAAUCAUCUAUAAGAGCACCAGACCGUUUGCCAGCAUGAACAGCUUCCUGGACCCUAUUCUGUUUUACUUCACCCAGCCACGCUACCGCCAAAGCACCAGAAGGUUUGUGCUCAGAGUCACCACCCUCAAGGACAAGGGUACCAGUGUGUGAGCGAACAGCAGAUCAUAUACUGCAACACUAUUUCUUAAAGCCUUGUUGCUACACCAGUGGUGGAUCCUGUGCAUGUUCUAAUUUAAGCUGCAGUCCUUUAUGCUUUUACCUACUACUCACUGUAACAAAAAACUGUACCUUCCUAAGAGGCUCUGAAAGAGAUUUAGAGGUACUGGCAUAUAAACAAGCCUUCUGAAAUGAAACAUGAAGGUUGUAAUCUUGUAAUAUGAAAGGUAAACAUAGACUGAGAAUCCUAGGAGGAGAAAUUCCCAGAGUUGAAAUGAAAAUCCAUAUUCUCAUCUUACUCGUAUAUCUCUUGAAUUGGCACUGACAGACUACAGGUGUAUUUCUCAUUGAGAUUCCUGAUUCUGUAUUGUCUGUAUUUUAUUAAAUAUUGUGGCUGAGGAGUACUGUAUAUGUACUAUGCAUGUAAAUGCUGAUUAUAUCGUCAGCAGACCAGGGCAUUCACAUCCUGCAUUGUCCCUGUUAUCUGUGAAAUGUUUACUAUCAGUCUCUGCUGUGCACUGGGUAGUAAAGGAUAAACAUUUCUCAUUUUUGUUUCACACUGUGAACUGCAGUAUAAUAGAAAUGCUCUAAAAUUAUGAAAUAAUGAGGGGUGUCUCCACAGUUUAUAUCAAGGUAUAGAUGAAAGAUGAUUUUGAGAUAUGUGUGGUGUGGAGGUAUAAAUGGUUAAAGAGAAGAGAAGGAAGAUCAAUAAAUGUCUUUUUUAGGAUGAAAUCCGCUAUGACAUAAAGCCAUGUAAAAUGCCCAAAGUGAUUGUAAAUGUUUAUUACUGCAUGUUAGAAUUGCAUGAUGCACUUGUGUGUGUGGUAAUGAACUGCUGUUUGGUGGGGGGAAACAUGCCUCACAAACAUAUGAUUGCAAAAACAUGGCAGUUAAAACAAGUAGUGAGAGCAAGACUGAAAAUGAAAAAUGUAUUUGUGUAUUUUUAUAUGGAGUAAUUACACUUUCAAAUGGAGGUUUCUACUGUUUUUUCCCCAAAAAGUGACACGUUGUUUCAACACUAUCCAAGUUGUAAGGCUUGUUGUUGCAUGUUUUCACCACUGGAUGGUGUGUGCACCCCACUGCACUGAAAUGUUGGCUCUGUUCUUUCUGAAAAUGGUAUGAUUAUUAAAAUUAUCCAGUAAGGAUGAGCUCUUAGCUGCUAUGAUCAGAGAUAAACCGAUGCAAGAAAACUUAAAUAUCCUGCUCAUACCACACUAAAAUAGGCCGUGAGUCCAUGGCUUUCUCCACAUGUUCUUUAACUUCUUCAUUGAACAAAGGAAAUCCAUUCAAAAGUCUGUUCCAUCACAAUACAUUUAAAAAAAUCCGUAUCAGAUGCAUUAGAUGCUUAGAGAGAAGGAAAAAUGCGAUUUAUGGACUUCAGGGCUGGGUCUAAAUUAAGGCUCAACCCUGCGGUUUUCCACUUCCUGUGAGUGUGUGAACCCUUCCCAUGAAAUUAGGAAUUCUGUUCCAAGAAAUCACCUCUGUUGAUGGAUACAAUACAGUCUAAUUCUGCUAUUCUUAUGGAGUUAUACUGAGUUUAUGAUUUGGUAAUGUGUUAUGUUCAUUUCAUGAACAUAAAUGCAGAUUGAGUUGUUAAAUGGGCAUAUUAAUGUGUAGUAAUUUAUUUGUUGUAACUGCGUUUUGCUGUAGCUUAAUGCAAAUUUAACUUAAAAUUUUAAUGAUUUUGCUAGUACUUAUUUUUCCGGUUACUUUUGCAUGUUGUCUUUCAGACACACACUGUAAAGAAAACAGUGGAAUUCAUUUCAUAUGCAGAGGUCUUAUUCCCUUAAGGCUUAGUGGAUCUUGCACAAAUUUGACCGGAUUUUGCAUUGUAUUUAUGCAGGUAAUUGUGGCAUUUAGCUGAUACACUUACUGCCAACAUAAAUGAAUCUUGAUUAUAAAAUGUGCCAGAGGUGGGUAAUGGUGGUUUAGUGCUGAAUGUGUUAAGUAAUUUAGUGUCUUUUAAUCGAUAACGGAAAUUACUAAAAUAAUCCUUAAUUCUGAUUUUUAAAUGCAUUUAAUUUGCCAACAGCCUUUGAAUUGCUCUGAAGCCACUGUAACACACAACCUUUUGGCAGCUUUACUACCUAAACACUUGAUUCAAACUUGCAACUAUAGUUUGGGUUUUGCACCCAUGAGGGAACAAAUGUUGUGUGUAUCAGUUUAAUGUGAACAUGUAAUUUUCAUGCAUUUUAAAUGCAAGGAACAUUUUGACCACAGUAUGUGGUCAUGUGUUUAGAAAUGUAAGGAACUUCUUAACGUAUGCGUGUCUGUACAGUAUGCAGCUUCAGUAAUGUAGUAAUAUACUGUAUGUUGUGCUUCAGCAAAAAGUGACUGCGCAGGUCUUGUUGUUUAUGUGUCUGUUUGGUCAAAUAUUUGUGAUGUCUAGUUUAUUUUGUCUGAAAUGUGUCACGUGUGUUUGUGUCAGUUUAGAGAGAUCCGGAUGUCUGUGCACUGUGCCAACAUAUCUGUGUCAAUCAGUAUUAUUUAGAAGAAAUCUUAUUUUUGCAAAAUACUUUAACAUAGAGUAGUAUGAGGAAUAGAUUUAUAUUUUUGUUAUAUAGAUAUAAUUAUGUUGAUGAAAAAGUAACAUUUGUGUUUUUGUAUAUAUUUUUUAUUUUAUUUUAUGGAGGUUUUUUUCCCCUCUUACCAUGCAGCCAUGUUGAGUUGCUUGUGAAAAUGUUUUGGAUGUUGUCACAAUGUAAAACUAACUGAAAACAGCCAUUAAAAAAGUCAUGCAGCCUGUCAUGAGUGCCUUUACGUCA